AUGUCCCAGGUCAGACUAAACCUUCAGCCUCCCCCAAAUGUCGACUUUGUGACCGGAUAUCCUGGUAUCCCUCCUGGCCCAGAACGUCCCCAAGCUGCGGUCAAGGGUGCCAUCGAAGUUCGGGUACCUCCUCAAGGCGUCAAGGCGAAGUGGGUCCGCAUCGAGCUGCGUAAGGUGGAGACGCUCCCAGGAGGAGGUCCGGCGAACAUAUUCCAUGACUUUGUGGGCCCUAGCCCUGUCAACCUCUGGAGCUCGUCUGAUGAGUACAAUCUACUACGCUCGCAAGACUUCCCGUUCUCGAUUCGGAUACCUGAAUCAAUACCUCCCACCAUCCAGCUUGAUAGCAGAGCGGGCAUCAGCUACGAGCUAGUGGCGACAGUGUGUACCAAGGGCAAAAGGGGCUUCCUCCGAAAGGCCAAGUCCGUCGUCACGACCGUCUCUGCACCAAUCAUCAUCGACAAGCACGAGCUGCACUCAACAUGGCCGGUUUACUGCCAGCCAGAUGUUCGUCAACUCGCCCAGGAUGGCGUCUCACUCAUCGUCGAGCGCAAUCGCACCUGCUUCGGUCCCGGGGACAGGGUCUCGAUUGUCGCGACUGUCAAGUCCGACAGCCUCAACACCGUCAUCCUUCGCGGGUUUGAGAUCUACAUAAAAGAGGCAACGGUCUUCCGCCCAGGCAUCCAUGGUGCAGGAAAGAAGCACGCGCCGCAGGUCAAACAAGAGAACAUUGCAGAAACGAAAUACCCAAUCAAUGCAACUCUGUAUGGCGGUACACAACAUACCGCCGAGCUCAGCUGCAUGAUCUCACCCCAACACACGACGACGACGUUGAAUGCUGCUCGACACAUCGACGUCACAUAUACGUUGUGCAUCAAGGCUCUCAUGGGCACGGGAACACACCUCGUGCUGGAUCUACCCAUUAUUAUGUCGAAUUGGCAGAGAGAGGUGUCGUUCGAAGCUAUCAGCCGGAUCGGAGCAGCACCGAGUUUAUCACUUUUCCCACCUGCUCAAAGUGCGGCAGCGACAAUGCAUGCGCUACAAGCAGCUCGCAUCGAUCCAACUCGCGGACGCCCCGCAGAUGCAGUUGCGGCUACCCUACCCCUCAACCGCGGCAAUCUGGAGAACACAUACGGCCAUGUUCGUAACAACUCGGCGAAUGCCUUCAACUCUCUCCCAGGAGCAUCCUCCUCCGCUGCCCGAGGAGUGGGCGAAGAUCCUUACGGGCCAGGGUACGGCAGAGCAGGAAACCUCGCAGACGAAUUCGGUGCUACUACAGUGGCUGUUGGCUCCUCGUCGAGUGCGGUCCAGACUCGCAACAGACCUGGUUCUGCGGGUGGCGGAAAUAGGCUCACAAUCGUCAAUCCGGAGCCGUCGCAAGAGAUACCAUCUCGUCAACGAACGGCUGGGUCAUCGACAGCGACGGGGUCGGCCAGGCAGUGGCCUACUGCUGAGGAAGAGAAGUUGAAGUUGUACGAACAGGCAAGGGCACAGGUUGCGAAGGUGCAGGGUGUGGCUGCAUCACCGCCUCCUGCUAGUGCUAGCUCUCCACCACCUCAAGCUACCGGAACUCCUUCACCAGGUCGCAAUACCAAUGCCGGUAGCUCACAACAAAAUCAAUGGAUGACCGCGGAGGAAGAAAAACUUCGCCUGUUCCAACAGGCCCAAGCCGCCGUCCACCGAACCCAGGCUGGUGCUAGCCAAUCAGUACCCACCCACGGUAGGAACACCUCUGAUCCCAACCAGGCUAGCGGAGGCUCGAAACCCUCUGGUGCUGCCCUUUACGCACAAGCAAUGAGUGCUCAAAGCCGUUCAACCUCCGGCUCGCAAGCAGGCGGCAGCUCUUCACUGCCCAAGCCCGCAACAUCAACGGGUGCGCCACAGUACCCUACCGCCGAGCAAGAGAAGGCUGCUCUGCGGCGCUACGAGGACGCGAAACGAGCCGUAGACAGGACGCAGAAUAGCAGCUUCCCUGAGCAGACGACCUCAUCGCGGCCAGCCAAUGCUGGGCCUAUUGCGUAUGACUCGCUGUUCCCGGCACCUUCGACCGGCCCGCCCCCUCCGCCUGCUGAUGCACCGCCACCAUUCGACACUGCCGCAGGUGGAAGCAGCAUCAUGGCGCAUCUGUCGGAGAAGGAGAGGCUGAGGCGGGCGUAUGAGGCUCAGGACGCUGCAGCGGCCGUUGCUGCGCGGCAGAGCCCACCCCCGCCAGCUGCAUACACAGCACCUCCGCCUGCUCAACCGACUGCCGCUGCACCGCCGAGCCCUGGCCAGUAUACGAGUGCAUUGGAGGAGAAGGAGGCGCUGAGGCGGAAGUUCGAGGCGAGGGAUAAUGCUUUGGCUUCCAAGACUAACAAUGCACCUCAACCCCCACCUCCAAGGUCGAACAGCGGUGGAACGACGGCACCUAGCAGCCCCCCUCCAGGCAGCUCGUCACCCUCUCGCAACACCGGCCAGAGACCAACGCCCGUUCCGCCGAGCCAAGGCCAGCAAUCUGGUAGCACACGAGUCUUGACUGCCGCCGAGGAAAAGGCGCUCCUGAAAGCAAAGUACGAAGCACGAGAUGGAGGGAGAAAACCUACUCCUGUUACCACAGCUGCGCCGACGACGAAUGGCACCUCCACUGCCAACGGUGCCAGCACACCCCCGCCUCUCAUGCCCCGCCCACCUGCAGACUACAUCAAGGAGACGCAAGAAGAGGACGCACGACUCUCGAGGCUGAACGGCGACGCACCGAACAUAAAUGGCACCCCGAAGAAGCUCAACGGGUCGUCGUCCUCCGCGUCGCUGAAUAAGCCGGCUGCUGAUGCCAGUGGUGGGCUGGACAUCAAGCCUUUCACGCCGUUCCGUGCUGGGUUUGGGGAUAUUGUCACACCUGGCCCGCCACCCCCCUUACCACCCAAAGCAGCUGAGUAG
Molecule: messenger RNA, 2913 nt
Organism: Cyclocybe aegerita
Lineage: Eukaryota; Fungi; Basidiomycota; Agaricomycetes; Agaricales; Hemipholiotaceae
Source: the annotation of a GenBank genome assembly